Octopus sinensis (East Asian common octopus) is the source of this 2892-nucleotide messenger RNA. RefSeq names its product protein DD3-3. The transcript is spliced from 14 exons. Bases 250 to 2481 code for a protein of 743 amino acids. Lineage: Eukaryota; Metazoa; Mollusca; Cephalopoda; Octopoda; Octopodidae. The record is from RefSeq and is a predicted model, not a curated record.
UUGAAUAGUUUGAUCUCACACACCCUCCUGAGGGUGGAAUGAAAGAGAAAAGGAAAUUGCGUGGAUAAAAGUCUUUUUUCUUUUUUAAAUGCGUCAUUGGAAAACUAAAGAAAGAAAGGAGGAAGAAAGAAAAGAUUUGAGUUAAAUGCAAUAGAGAUAAGAUAAAAAUGAAGGAAGGACCACACUUCAAUAGAUAAACAAAGGGAGAGAGAGAGAGAAGGACUUAAACGAGACAUUUAUUUCGUGUAAAUGGAAACGAAGCGAUAUGGGUUUAUAUGUCAGUUGGUGGUGGUCUUGUCAGGCAUUUUACUCAUCGAAGCUGAUAUAUAUCUCCAUAACCCCAGUGGUUCCAACAACCGAUUGGCUGAAUCAAGUGUUGCAAGGAAUAAUGCCAAUAGAUUAUUUGAUUCCCAGAACAACGAAAAAGGUGGUUACAACUCUCGAAGACUCUACUAUUACACAGGUUCAAAACUGAUGAUAGAAUGGACUAAUCAGCAUUCAUGCCAACAUCCCAACAAUAAUUGUGAACUGGUCCUUCAAUAUAUGUGCCACGACCUCAUCAGGGAUGGAACAAGUGUAAAAACCAUACCAACCAAUACCGGGAAGUGCAAAGGUGGAGACUGCGAUCGCGAUUUUCAAUAUGGCAUGCAUGAGAAUUACACAUAUUACCAAACAUGUGCCCAAAGAGAAAGAAAUAAAGGCUUGUUUUUUGCUGACCAAAAACUUAAAAAAGAUACGGCAAUUUAUACCCGACAAAAUCCAGAUGGGACCCGACGAGGCUAUGAAUGCCCAGAAGAGAGAGAUUAUUACCCCUACUGGCAUCCAUCUCCUUGGAUUGACAUUGCUGUAAUGACAAACAAUGUCAGUUGGUGCAGUUACUACACACAAAACAGUCAGAAUGUGAAGUCUAAAUGGAGCUGCAACGUCACGCAACCGAAGAACAUUGUUAUCCCAAAUAAUAAAGAAGAGUGUGAGACAAACGGAAAGAUUGGUGUGUGGACAGAAUAUCCAGCCCAUGCUGUAGCUGCCCCUAUAUGUAGAGAGGCUCAGUUUAGCUGGGAUAACUACUUAGGCAAUGGUCUUAAUGGUAAAUCCAAUGUCUUCAACUGGACCAUUCCCGAGACCCCUGGUGAACACUGUGUGCUAAGAAUAAGGUACAACAUUUCGACAACAGACUAUGAUUGGUGGGCAGAUCACACUUUAAACCCGGACAAAAAGGGGGAGCCUUCAAAAGUCAAUCUUUCAAAAGAGUACCCUCUUAAUGGUAAAGCUAAAGAACGAGGGUAUGUCUUUAAACAGAAUCCAGUUGUGAAAAUCUUUGAAGAUGUCGAUUUUGAUUUGAGAUUGGCCAUUAAUACAGCUCAGUUUGGUCGGGUAUUUCAAGACAGGUCUCAUACUUUCUCAAUCAAGAAACGUCCCCAAGAUUUGAAAGAUGCUGUCAUCCACAAUCUCAAUGUAAGAGGCAAGAGAGGAAACAUUGUACAAGUUUAUCCAGCUGUAGAAUAUGACUUUGUACCAAACUUGUUGAACAUAGCAACUGGAGACUAUAUCCACUUUCAAUGGAAUGGUUCCAAUACAAACAACAAAAAUUUUGAAGGAAAUGGAAUUGCAGGAACCGAUCGUAACAAUGUUGUGAUGUUGGCAGAAAGCGAUUUUUCAGAGAAAUCAAAAAAUGUGCCUUAUAAACUUUUGUCAUUUGGUCAUUAUGGCACCAACUAUCCAACUAAAAUUACAAAUUCUUCAUUCUUGGAGCUUUCUAAAGAUGACAUUACCAAACUAGCCCAUCUUGGUAACACAAAAGGAAAUGACCCUCUUUUAAACAAGGCUGAUACCUACUUUGAUCUUGGUCCUCGCAAGAUAACCAAGCAAGGAAAAUACCACUACAUGUGUACAAGAAAUAACGACUUCUCAAACCGGGAUCAGAAAGGAAAAAUUGUUGUCAGGGAUUUCCCUAUUGUUUACAAAAUGAUUGGCUUGCAAGGUGGUACGAUCGCAAUUCAAAGUAAAGCAGCAUUGUAUAUUCCUCCAAACACCUUGGAUAAACUACUGAGCUUACAGAUGGCAAGUUGGCGAAGUGAUGAAGGAAAUGAUUGGCUGAAAGAAAAACGGAAGAGACUUCCAAUUGUGGAGGGAUUUGCCAGUGAUUUCAUACUUCUGUUACCCGUGGAAAAUUUUGCUGCUGAAGGCCCUGUCCGUUUGAGCAUUAAUCUUACUGAUACUGAUUCGGACAUUAUCAGUGUGUAUCGAACAGGUGACAAGGAAUAUGGAGUUUGGCAGAGAAUUGUCACAGAAAUUGAAAACGGUGUUGCUCACUCAGAUAUCAAACAAGGUGGAGUUUAUAUUGCCGUUAAGGAAAAGAGCUUAGAUAUGAUAACUAAUGUGAUUAUCAUAGUUAUAAUGUUUACUAUAGGCUUAAUAGCUGUUCUAGUUUAUUUUUAUUACAAGAAAAGUCAUCCAUGGCUUUAUGCAAAGAAUGCAUAAGAUAAAAAUCAUCAGCCGUGUAUCAUAUUAAAUGCAUAGGAACUAUUAAAAGACACAAAGCUGGAUUUGUUUGAGAUGAAAAUGUCUUUACACAUUUGUAUUACAACCACAAUAUUUGUCAAAAUGAGAUGAACAAUGACACUGGACGAUUCAUGAGAAUGACAGAUGCAUUUCAUUUUUGUUGUGGCUUGUCAGUGCCAUGCAUUUAGUUUUUAAGUGUAUCUCUACAGAUUCUCAUAAUUUCAUUUAAUGUCCAUUUUCCAUGCUGGCAUGGAUGGAAUGGUUUGACCAGAGCUGGCAAGCUACACCAAGAUGCAGUCUGAUUUGGGUUGGUUUCGCUAUUUCCUAUCAAUAUACAGGAAACAGUGAAAAAUACAUACCCUGACGUUGCAAAAGCCUUGCUGGGCUGUA